CCCCAGCGGGAGUGUUGUCGUAGUGGAUCUAAUGGAAAUACUGCGGACCAUCAGUUACCAACCGGCCAGCGGUGGCAAGAUGUGCGAGCCGGCAAUCGGCAGGGUGUGCGAUAACAGGAGGUGGAAGGUGCCGGCUGAUGGAGAGCAUGUCCACCACACCUGCCCUACCUCCACCGCCGAGGUCUCCAGGAUUAUUACCGACCCCGGCACCGGGAAGCGCUACUGCAGGGGCAAAGUGCUUGGCAAGGGUGGAUUUGCCAAAUGCUACGAAAUGACAGACUUGACAACCAACAAAGUGUAUGCUGCAAAAAUAAUUCCUCACAGCAGAGUGUCUAAACCUCAUCAGAGAGAAAAGAUUGAUAAGGAAAUUGAAUUGCAUCGGACCCUCAAUCACAGACACAUCGUGCAGUUUUACCACUAUUUCGAAGACAAAGAGAACAUUUACAUUUUGCUGGAAUACUGCAGCCGACGGUCGAUGGCUCACAUACUGAAGACCAGGAAAGUGUUGACGGACCCAGAAGUGCGUUACUACCUCAGGCAAAUCGUGUCAGGGCUGAAAUACCUUCACGAGCAAGAGAUCCUCCACAGAGACCUAAAAUUAGGAAAUUUUUUUAUAAAUGAAAAUAUGGAGCUGAAAGUGGGUGAUUUUGGGCUGGCAGCAAGAUUGGAACCUCUUGAACAAAGAAGAAGAACAAUUUGUGGCACACCAAAUUACCUCUCUCCAGAAGUGCUUAAUAAACAAGGACACGGCUGUGAAUCUGAUGUAUGGGCUUUGGGAUGUGUAAUGUAUACCAUGUUGCUCGGUAGACCUCCAUUCGAAACCACAAAUCUUAAAGAAACCUACAGAUGUAUCCGAGAGGCCAGGUACUCUCUCCCCUCUUCGUUAAUGUCCUCUGCAAAGCACCUCAUAGCAGGCAUGUUGUCAAGAAGCCCAGAGGACAGGCCCAGUCUGGACGAAAUAAUCCAACACGAUUUCUUCACACAGGGCUUCACACCAGAGCGACUUCCUUCAAGCUGUUGCCAUACAGCCCCUGACUUUCGCCUAACGAGUCCAGCAAAGAGCUUCUUCAAAAAGGCGGCUGCAGCACUCUUUGGGGGAAAGAAAGAAAAAGCAAAAUAUUUAGAUAAUCACAAUAAACUUCCAAAGGAAGAUGAAGAAAUCUACAAGCUGAGACACGACUUAAAGAAAACAUCAAUAUCUCAACAGCCUCAAAAUCCCACAACAGAUGAGGACAGCAAAACGGUCUCUAAACCAAGUGCUCCUGAAAAACCUGACAAGCAACAGAUGGGAGAUACAAUCCGGAUGAUUGUUAGAGGGACCCUUGGAAGUUGCAGUAGCAGUAGUGAAUGCCUUGAAGACAGCACAAUGGGAAGUGUCGCAGAUACCGUUGCUCGUGUUAUAAGAGGAUGUCUGGAAAACAUGCCUGAUUCAGAUUGCAUUCCAAAAGAACAGCUUUCCACCUCCUUCCACUGGGUCACAAAGUGGGUUGACUACUCCAAUAAGUACGGCUUUGGCUACCAGCUGUCCGAUCACACCGUUGGCGUAUUGUUUAACAAUGGAGCGCACAUGAGCUUACUUCCAGACAAAAAGACUGUGCACUACUAUGCUGAACUUGCCCAGUGUUCCAUCUUCCAAGCAACUGAGGCCCCUGAGCAAUUUAUUAGUCAAGUUACAGUUCUGAAAUACUUUUCCCAUUACAUGGAAGAGAAUCUCAUGGAUGGAGGUGAUUUACCAGGUGUUACAGAUGUAUGUAGACCAAGACUUUAUCUUCUCCAGUGGCUGAAAUCCGACAAAGCUCUAAUGAUGCUCUUUAAUGAUGGCACAUUUCAGGUUAACUUCUACCAUGACCACACAAAAAUUAUAAUUGCCAACCAAAAUGACGAGUAUUUGCUAACCUACAUUAAUGAGGAUAGAAUGUCUACAACGUUCCGCCUCAGCACUCUUCUAAUGUCUGGUGGAUCAAACGACCUUAGAAACAGAAUGGAGUAUGCCCUGAACAUGUUGCUUCAAAGAUGCAAUUGAACUGACUGAAAGCUACAGGAAACCCAAAGGACAUAACUGUCCUCCACUGUGAGAUCGAAGACGUGACACAUUGGAACGUAGCGUGUUGGAAAUGGAAAGUGGUACGAAAAGAACUUCCUAUGUGGUGCUCUGGGCUGGGACCAGACUGAAGCUCCAUUAAAUCCUGCUUUGUUGGCUUUUCCUCUGUGGAUAAAGUUGUUCUCUUGAUUGUGGAAAAUGUAUGUAAUAGUUUGAAGGAGCCAUAGGCUAUGUGGUUAGAAACAACGCAAUCUGACAAAGUGGGGUGGUGAUGAAAUUUGCUCCAUAGUGAGCAUUCAUAUGGAAGCUUUGUACUGUGAACUUUUCCCCCCCGAUUUCCUGAAGGGAUGUCAAACAUAAUGGACAUGGGAAGUGUCGGAAACUGGAAUCGCUGUGGAAUCGCUGUGAUCAAUGCAGCUGUGGCUGCUUAACUGUGAACUAUGGCCAUAAUUUUUUGUUUAAUUACCACAUUUGUGGCUGGACAAGUGCAUUCCUAGUUAUUAAAAUAAUUUAUUACAGCCCAAAGUGAUGUAUUUAUGACUAUUUUGGUCUUUAUUAUUUUAAGUAUACAUUGUUGGCAAUAAAGAAAAAUGAAAAAGAA
This is a messenger RNA of Spea bombifrons (plains spadefoot toad), 2642 nucleotides long. It is a transcript of the gene PLK2, whose product is annotated as polo like kinase 2. The transcript has 14 exons. Gene Ontology annotation, biological process: protein phosphorylation; regulation of cytokinesis; mitotic cell cycle. NCBI's taxonomy places the organism in Eukaryota, Metazoa, Chordata, Amphibia, Anura, Pelobatidae. The record is from RefSeq and is a predicted model, not a curated record. Gene Ontology annotation, cellular component: cytoplasm; spindle pole; centrosome. Bases 32 to 2023 code for a protein of 663 amino acids. Gene Ontology annotation, molecular function: protein binding; ATP binding; protein serine/threonine kinase activity.